Molecule: messenger RNA, 4005 nt
Organism: Cyclopterus lumpus (lumpfish)
Lineage: Eukaryota; Metazoa; Chordata; Actinopteri; Perciformes; Cyclopteridae
Gene: stimate
Product: STIM activating enhance
Biological process (GO): activation of store-operated calcium channel activity
Cellular component (GO): membrane; cortical endoplasmic reticulum
Molecular function (GO): calcium channel regulator activity
Source: RefSeq, a predicted model, not a curated record
AACAUGAGUGGGCACUGCCGGGCAGGGAAGCAGCUGGACGCAAGCAAGCAGUGACCUGCAAUAAUACCGUUUCGUUUUUAAAUAUAUAUGUAUUCAGAGCCGCCGUUUUGUUCCCCCCCCACGCGGUAAAGUAACAAUGAACUGGCGCAAAUGCGGUUUUUUAGCGCCCGGAAGUAAAAUGCGUUCGCUCGCUUUGCGUCUUUUAGCUCGGCGCUAGCUAGGCGAGCAGCGGGAGCGGCAGCCGAUGGAGCGCCUUUUUGUGUAGCUAUGAACGUUCGUCUUUCGGUAACAUUUCUCUUCUAGUUGACCUGCAUUGUGCAGCACAUUUUAUAUAAGCGACAGCCUCGGUUGCGUCUGUCCAAGUAGCUACAUGACACGUUUCUUCUGCGGGGUCUCCGGUACUAACGUUAGCUCAGCCGAUGCGUUCACUGCCGCGCGGAGCUCCCAAGUGGUUUUUUUAACGUUGCGGAGUGCAGACGAGUCGGGUCCCGGCUCUCGGUUAUUGCAACUUUUAGUAACAUAUCGUGGUUUCACUAAGAACAAAAAAAAAAGCCAUGACUGCGGUGGACGUGUGAAGCAGGAGAAUGAGUGUGCGCCUCUUGGAAGCGAGAGGACGCCACCAUCUUUCCACCGAAGACUGUCCAGCUCAACGUAUCGAUUAGCUGACCAACACUUACCGGAGCGCACACACACAAGAGUCCGUGAAAAGCUACCGCUCUCGGCUUUAUCGACUAGUCUCGUCCAGCUCUUCUGUCCCAUGGCUGCUGUCAGUAACGUGCUGUCUCAGCUCGGAGACGUGGCACUGGCAGGUCCAGGACCAGUGUCCGUCACCAACACGUCGGUGUCCGCCACUCCGACGCCCGGUACUGAUAACCGGGGCUGCGGAGAACGGGCGCCCUUGAUGGACUCGUUCGGGAUAUUUCUGCAAGGACUUCUGGCUAUGAUGGCUUUCAGCACGCUGAUGUUGAAACGCUUCAGGGAGCCAAAACAUGAGCGCAGACCCUGGAGGAUCUGGUUCCUGGACACCUCAAAACAGGCCAUUGGGAUGCUGUUUAUCCACUUUGCUAAUGUCUACUUGUCAGAUCUCACAGAGGAGGAUCCUUGCUCUCUAUACCUCAUUAAUUUCCUGUUGGAUGCUUCUCUGGGCAUGUUGCUGAUCUAUGCGGGGGUGAGAGCCGUCAGUGCGAUUGUGGAAUGGAAGCAGUGGGACUCUCUGCGUUUUGGUGAAUAUGGAGAGCCAGUGCAGUGCACAGCGUGGUUGGGCCAGUGUAUCCUCUACAUCCUCAUCAUGGUGUUUGAGAAAGUCCUUAUCAUGCUGGUCCUCCUCAUCCCACAGUGGAAGAAGCUGGCUCUCCUGAACCCCAUAGAGAAUCCUGAACUGGAACUGGCCAUCGUCAUGCUCAUUGUUCCGUUCUUCGUCAACGCCCUCAUGUUCUGGGUGGUGGAUAAUUUCCUCAUGAAGAAGCACAAGACGAAAGCAAAGCUGGAGGAGAGAGAGGAGGACUCACGGGGUAACAGCAAGGUGCGCUACAGACGAGCUCUAUCCCACGACGACUCAGAGUCAGAGAUCCUUUUCUCGGCAGACGACGAAAUGGACGAGUCUGAUGAAGACGAUGUUCGGCGGCUCACCGGCCUGAAGACGUUGAAGAAGAAGAAGCUCCGCAUGGGGAUCCCCGUUUGAACCGUGUGCCUCGCUGAACUGCUUUGAGCAGAUCUCCUCCGGCAGCUGUUCCCCUUGCAGGCCCGCACCUCCACAGAUUCAGUGUCACCCUGAGGGGUUGGCACAAUCUGACAUGCUGUGAUGCCCUCUGACAGAAGGAGAUACUGUAGGCGCAGUCCUUUGAUUGUUGACUCCUGGAGGACUUCUGCAUACACAGAGUCUAACGGGGGAAUUUAUUGAACACACUGGGAGAUAUUUUUACGGUUAACCAGGUACAUCGGAUCACUGUUGCAUCUCGACGCGGCACUCCUUGGAUGAGUGUUGUGUUUUAAAAGAAUAGGGGGUUGGGGGGACACAAACAUAACAUUGCUAAAUCCUUCAUGUAUGCAUAAUAGGAAAACCGUAACACUGGUCUAAUACUGUUUGGACACUGGUGGCAAUGUGUGUGGGGGCAAUGGUCCAGCAUCAGGUUGGUCGGGUGACUCUAAAUGGCCACAACAGACCCGAACAUCAUGCAAACAAAACUGUUCAAUGGGUUUGUUACAUGUGACCGUCUGACAUGUCCAUGUCCUCUAAAGGGAUUGGGUCCUCCAUGUAGAUCCCAUUUAAAUGUUGUCCUUUUGUUUUCCCAUAUAGAUGUACCUCCAUGGCCUGUGAUGCUUGUGUGUGUGUGUGUGUGUGUGUGUGUGUGUGUGUGUGUGUGUGUGUGUGUGUGUGUGUGAGUGAGAGAGAGAGAGGGUGUUUACAGACACACCUCUAAUUUAGAUGAGCAUCACGUCAGAGUGCUUGAAUCGCUGUGUCCGAACACUUUCCAGUUACACACGUAACUACUUCAUAUCUUGUGUGUGCUGUUACUCGUGCUAAAGGGAGCACAUUGACGCUGGCAGCGACCUUCCACUUUUAUCUCCUGUCCUUUUCAAAGUGUUCAACCUGCAGGACCGCGAGCACCGCACUGCAACGUCCGUCUGAUAUCGACUCUGCAUGUGUUGUUGUGGUGUGUCGACACAAGGCGUCAGUCUCCGUUUGUUUGUGACUGUUUUACUGAUGUGCUCUGAUUGUGUGUUCUUUGUCUUUGAAUGUCUUUUGUCUCAUUUCACGUUGUCAGGUUGGUGUUGUUUUUUUUGUAAUAGUUUUUGAGUGUUCUUUUUGGGCCAAAAAGGUGACUAUGCUUGUUCCAAAAGUGUUCUUUAUUCCUUAACUCCAACAAGGAGAGUAGAUAUGGGAACCAUCUCUUGCACAAUUCACAAUUUACACAGCUUUCACCUUUCCUUUUGUGUGUGCGUGUGAUUUUAUUGUUCUUAUUUUCUUUUGUUUCUAAUGUGCCUGAAUGAAAUGACCAGCAGGUGGUUUUCUUUUUCUUUCUUUUGUUGGUUUUGAUAGACAUAUUUUUUGGACUGUUUUAACCAGAGCUCCAGAUGUUCAGGCAUUCAGCUGGCUCUGAUGUGAAGAAUGUGACAUGUAUAGACCUCGAAACUGUUAAGUGACUGUGGACCAGACAGUCGGCAGAAAGUGUACGUGUGUGUGUGUGUGUGUGUGUGUGUGUGUGUGUGUGUGUGUGUGUGUGUGUGUGUGUGUGUGUAUUUGUAAGUGUGUGCGCAUGCCAGUGUGUAUAUAUACACAGUAUACCUGCAUGUACUGGCGUGCGCUGGAUGCAUGUGUUCAAGUGUGCGCAGUUGGUGUGACUGCUGGUGGAGAGUGACAUACGGUGGUGGUGGUGAUUUCAUUUUGAUGUUUUUGGCACGUUGGCAGGGAAUAAAUGACAUGUGCAUUUUAAAGGAGGAAAGUGCAGCUCAGCUCAGCCAGGACAAAGAGGGCUUUAAGUAUUUAGCCCAGUGAGGAUGAUUACAAUGGCAAGUGACUGGGGUAAAUUAUCAUUCUAAAUGCUUUUCCAAUAAAGAAUGUGAUACACUGUCAUAAUUCUUACUAAUAAUUCAUACUACAAGUUGUAUGCUAAGUUAGAAAUGUUUCCCUUGUCAGUACACAAAAAAAAAAUCCAAUUAAUGCAGGAUAGCGUGGGCACAAUUAAUUGCUAUUCUUUACCAGUCGAGGCAGCGCUUUGACACACACACCACAGAUUUGAUGAGAGGUGCAGUCGCCACUAGUGCCAUCCGACCCUCAGUCAUGAAUGAUUCUAUGUCCAAAAAUAAAUCCGGCUGGUAACUUCUUACAAACGGCUACAUGAAGACACACGUUUAGCGUCAGGUGUCAUUUUUGCUCCUUCAGAAGCUCUUAAAAAUACAUUACAUCCUGCCUCAUCAGCUUCAGUUAACACACACACACACAGCAUGUAUUAUCACUCCAUAAUUAUAUCAUUUGUUGUUUUUCCUAGACCCCCAGUAACACUG